CCACCGGCCGCCGGCACGGCCCCCCCCCUCCCCCGGUGGUGGCCGCCGGCCCCCCGGCUGCCCGGGCCCGGCAAGCUGGAGUCGCUGAAGCGGUGGCAAGAGGAACGGGUGGCCUGGUGUGAGCGGGGCGUUCAGGUGCUGCUGACCACAGUGGGGGCCUUCGCCGCCUUUGGCCUAAUGACCAUCGCCAUCAGCACCGACUACUGGCUCUACACGCGUGCCUUCAUCUGUAACACCACCAACCUGACCGGGCCCGGCGGAGGCGAGGAGGCCUCCUCCCCACACAGGGAUAAGAAGGAUCCCGGUGGCCUCACCCACUCAGGGCUCUGGAGGAUCUGCUGCCUGGAAGGACUGAAGAGAGGUAUCUGUGUGAAAAUCAAUCACUUUCCUGAGGACACAGACUACGACCAUGACAGUGCAGAGUAUCUGCUACGUGUGGUCCGAGCCUCCAGCAUCUUCCCGAUCCUCAGCGCCAUCCUGCUGUUGCUCGGAGGCGUGUGUGUGGCGGCCUCCCGGGUCUACAAGUCCAAGAGGAACAUCAUCCUUGGGGCCGGGAUCCUCUUCGUGGCUGCAGGCCUGAGCAACAUCAUCGGCGUGAUCGUGUACAUCUCGGCCAACGCGGGGGACCCGGGGGCCAAGCGGGACGACGAGAAGAAGUCGCACUACUCCUACGGCUGGUCCUUCUACUUCGGCGGCCUGUCCUUCAUCCUGGCCGAGAUGAUCGGCGUCCUGGCCGUCAACAUCUACAUCGAGAAGAACCGGGAGGCCCACUGCCAGUCCCGCUCGGACCUGCUCAAGCCGCACGGCGGGGGCGGGGGCCGGGGGCGCGGGGGGCCCGGGGGGGCCGGGGCCGGGGGGCCCUCGGCCAUCCUGCGCCUCCCCAGCUACCGGUUCCGUUACCGCCGCCGCUCGCGGUCCAGCUCCCGCUCCACCGAGCCCUCGCAGUCCCGGGACACGUCCCCCGUGGGCGGCAAGGGCUUCUCGUCCACGGACAUCUCCAUGUACACGCUGUCCCGGGACCCGUCCAAGGGCAGCGUGGGCGGCGGCGCGGGGGCCGGCGGCGGGGCGGGCACCGGCGGGGCGGGCGCCGGGGGGGCGGGCACCGGGGGGGCGGGCACCGGGGGGGCGGGCACGGCCGAGCGGGAGCGGGGCGGCUUCCUCACCCUCCACAACGCCUUCCCCAAGGAGGGAGGGGUCACGGUGACGGUGACGGGGCCCCCCGCCCCUCCCGCCGCCGCCGCCGCCGCCGCCCCCGGGCCCGGGCCCGCGCCCCCCGCCACGGGCACCCUGGGCAAGGAGGCGGCCGGGGCCUCCAACACCAACACCCUCAACAGGAAGACCACGCCCGUGUAGGACGCCGGGGCCCGGGACCCUCGACGGCGGGACAGGACCGGACCCGGGGAGGGGG
Molecule: messenger RNA, 1408 nt
Organism: Ornithorhynchus anatinus (platypus)
Lineage: Eukaryota; Metazoa; Chordata; Mammalia; Monotremata; Ornithorhynchidae
Gene: CACNG8
Product: calcium voltage-gated channel auxiliary subunit gamma 8
Exons: 4
Biological process (GO): regulation of AMPA receptor activity; calcium ion transport; postsynaptic neurotransmitter receptor diffusion trapping
Cellular component (GO): postsynaptic density membrane; AMPA glutamate receptor complex
Molecular function (GO): channel regulator activity; voltage-gated calcium channel activity
Source: RefSeq, a predicted model, not a curated record